AUGCAAUUCAUGAGAAACAAUCAAAAGAAUGCCGCCAUGGCAGUUCGAUUCAUGUCGAGUGCUGCCACAAAGCCAAAAAAGCAACCCAAACUACCUCGCUAUUCCCCACAAAACCAGCAAAUUCUGGAUGACAUGAUGAUCCCUGGUCCUGCUCUGCGGUUUUUUAAGACAAAGAAAGAGAGAAGAAGACCAAACGGUGAUAGCUUAACAACAUCUACUAGCAUUGAACAGCUGUAUACCACACCUGCUCGACUUGUUAAUUACAAUGAAUUCGACUCUGCACCCAACAUCCCACAACAACGAUUAGCAGAAAGGUUGCAAAGAGCCAUUUCAACCAUGUACUCUACAGAAGUGAUGCCAAGUCAAUGGGUGACUCCGGGCCAUGUUACAAUUCGAGGUGUCAAAGUGUCGAGAAACUUGAGGAAAUGUCGAGUACUAUACGAACCAUCAUCCACAGUGAAAAAGGAGCGGGGCAAUGUACACAGAGCAUUGCAGGAUUAUACACCUUUACUAAGCUCCAUGAUUCGAAACCAUGCGCAACUGAAACGUCCGUUAUCGCUUAAAUUUGUGUCUGAUUCUCAGGCAAAAGAGAUGGAGGACGUAUUUGAGAAGCUGAUGGCAAUGGAAAAAGAAAAGCAAAAAGAAGAGGAAGACACUUUAUUAAAGUAA
This is a messenger RNA of Mucor velutinosus, 669 nucleotides long. RefSeq names its product Phospholipase. The record is from RefSeq and is a predicted model, not a curated record. The coding region runs from base 1 to 669 and encodes 222 amino acids. Gene Ontology annotation, biological process: rRNA processing. The transcript is spliced from 2 exons. NCBI's taxonomy places the organism in Eukaryota, Fungi, Mucoromycota, Mucoromycetes, Mucorales, Mucoraceae.